GGCUCCUGGUGCUCUCUGGUGCAGUUUGGCGGGCCGGGCCGAAGCUGGGCCGGAAGUGCGGGCUGAGGGGAGCCAGCGGCCGGCAGACAGGCAGCCGCGGCCUUGGCCGGCACCAUGAAGCGGGACGUGCGGAUCCUGCUGCUGGGCGAGGCCCAGGUGGGGAAGACCUCCCUGAUCAUGGCCCUGGUGGGCGAGGAGUUCCCGGAGGAGGUUCCCCCUCGAGCUGAGGAGAUCACAAUUCCAGCUGAUGUUACCCCUGAGAAGGUGCCCACUCACAUUGUGGAUUACUCAGAAACAGAACAGACAGAGGAAGAACUGAAGGAUGAGAUCCACAAGGCAAAUGUGGUAUGCAUGGUAUAUGAUGUUUCUGAGGAUUCUACCAUUGAGAAGAUCCGAACAAAGUGGAUUCCAUUGGUGAAUGGGAGAGCAGAAAAAGGGCCAAGAAUCCCUAUCAUUCUGGUGGGGAACAAGUCAGACCUACGCUCUGGUAGCUCCAUGGAGACCAUUCUGCCAAUCAUGAACCAAUUUUCUGAGAUAGAGACCUGUGUAGAGUGUUCUGCCAAGAAUUUGAAAAACAUCUCAGAAUUAUUCUAUUACGCUCAAAAGGCAGUUUUACACCCUACAGCACCCUUGUAUGAUCCAGAGGAGAAACAGCUAAGGCCAUCUUGUGCUCAAGCACUCACACGCAUCUUCAGACUCUCUGACCAGGACAACAACCAGGUGCUGAGUGACGAUGAGCUCAAUUACUUUCAGAAAUCAUGCUUUGGAAAUCCUUUGGCCCCCCAAGCCCUGGAGGAUGUGAAGAUGGUGGUGUGUAAGAACACAACAAAUGGUGUGAAAGAUGAUGGGCUGAGCUUGGAUGGCUUCCUCUUUUUGAAUACCCUCUUCAUUCAGAGGGGUCGUCACGAGACCACCUGGACCAUCCUACGCCGCUUUGGCUAUGAUGAUGAGCUGGAGCUGACUGAUGACUAUCUUCACCCACUGAUCCGUGUUCCUCCUGGCUGUACCACUGAGCUCAAUCACUUUGGUUACCAGUUUUUGCAAAAGAUGUUUGAGAAGCAUGACAAGGACCAAGAUGGAGCCCUCUCCCCUUCUGAGCUUCAGAGCUUCUUUAGCCCAUUCCCUUCUCUGCCUUGGGGCCCUGAACUCUACAAUAUGGUAUGCACCAAUGAUAAAGGCCUGCUUUCCCUGCAUGGAUUCCUCUGCCAGUGGACAUUAGUAACCUACCUGAACAUCCACCACUGCCUAGAGCACCUUGGUUACCUGGGUUACCCUAUUCUGUGUGAGCAAGACUCUCAGAUACAUGCCAUCACAGUCACCCGAGAGAAGAAGGUAGACCUGGAAAAGGGACAGACACAGAGGAAUGUCUUCCUCUGUAACGUAAUUGGUGCUCGGGGUGUAGGCAAGUCAGCAUUCCUACAGGCCUUCCUUGGAAAGAACUUAGAGGCCCUCAGGGAGCACCCAGGAGAACAGUCCUUCCAUGCCAUCAACACAGUGCAAGUCAACGGGCAGGAGAAAUAUUUAAUACUGUUUGAGGCAGAAGCAGACACACAAUUCACUACAACGUCCAGUGUAGCCUGUGAUGUUGCCUGCUUGAUGUUCGCUGUGAAUGACCCCAAAUCCUUCGCCUACUGCGCCAGUGUUUAUAAGCAAUACUAUAUGGAUGGACAGAUCCCCUGCCUCUUUGUUGCUUCCAAGUCUGAUCUGCCAGAAGUGGUCCCACCACGCGGGAUGUCCCCAGCUGAGUUCUGCUACAGGCACCAUCUCCCUCCACCGUGCUACUUCACCAGCAGUGGUCCCAGUGCUCCGAGCACCACUGUUUUCACCCGGCUGGCAACUUUGGCCACUUUCCCGCACUUGAGUGAUUUAGAACUUCGCACAGCCUCCUUUUGGCUCCGGAUGACCUUGGGGGCCACUGUGGCUGCAGUCCUUGGAUUCACCCUUUACAAGACCCUGGUGAAGAACAAGUAAGGGGAGGGUCUGGGUCACACCAGACACUGUUGCUGUAGUUGGCUCCUCCUCAGCAUCCUGCCAGGGCAGAUCAGGGCUGCCCAUAUCCUGGAGGGACACUCCCUGAUGAGGUCUGCCUGCCUCUGCCUCAGAGCCCCUUCUACGGCCUCGAAUGGUAUUUCAUGAUGCCCUCUCCCCACCUUACUGUCUCCUCUAAACUUGGUGUUCCCAAUCUAUCUCAGGGCCCUUGGGAGGGGCUGAGGAAGCAGGCGGAUCUCCCUCGGAUCAUAGCAUGUAUUUUUGGACUUUUUACAUUUUUCAGGCUCAGUCACCUAAAGAAGCUGCCUAUCUCUCUCUGAAAGGAGGCUUGGGGCUAGCUUUAGGAGGUAGGACCUCUCUACCUUCUCUGCUUGAUUUUAGGGUAGCAGGUGUGAGGGGAGGGGAACAAGCAAAGCCCCAGAGGAAGCCCACAGUGGUCAACAGGACCCCAACUUUCAGCCUAGAUUUACAGUGGGGAUAGUUGACACACAGGGAGACUGCAGAAAUACAGUCUUCAGGGUUCUUAGCCAUGCAGAUCUCCUUCCAUUAGUCACAAACUGCACCCCAGCCCAUGCUUACUCAUUUGUAUCUGACAACUGAUUCCCAAAGUAGUAUCUCUAGCAGUGUUCUGGGCCACAUCUUUUCUCCUUCUCUGGCCCGCUUGGAUGUUCCUGAAUCUCCAUCUUCCCUCUCCCAGCUUCAUGCCCUUGGCCUCUCUCCUUGGCUGCAGAGUGCCACAUGCUUUUCUCUGCCCUGAGGGUUUGUGCCAUGCUGGCAUCAUAGGACUAGUGAAUUCCAAAAGAGCCAAUAGUGGGGAGGCAUACGGCCUCAAACCUGGAAUUCAGCUAAGCUCCAACUCUGGGUCACCUCCGCCUUCCCUUCCUCACCAGGCUUGGGGCUCUGCGGCUUCCUAAGCUAAAGUGCUUGCUGAAGCUCAUGAGUCUGGGAAUGGGAAUAGAGUCAGGAGAUGGUCCAUGGUCCCUGGACUGAGGGAGGCCAUUAAGGACUUUUCCACCAUGAGUGACCCAGAUUUUGGACUAAUGAAAUAAUCAUCCUUUGUUCACCACUUCAAUAUGCAUAUGCAUUAGGGCAUGAAGAAAAAGUAAUUUUGUUUCCCGUUUAAACUGGAAAUUGUAUCUUUUCUAUUGCUGAGACCUCAUACUUUGAAAAAUGUCUUUUUAUGUCAGCCUGAAACAUGUCUCUUCAUCCUCAGCCUUAGCAUGGGCUGGAAUUCAUGCCUUUCUCUCCUCUCUCCUCUUCUUUUUUCUCUUCCUCUCUCCCUUUCCAUGAAGGCAUAUCUCUUGAAAAAUCCUCUACAAGGAAUGAUCUCCCCCAUCCUAUCCAUGUCUGUUGUCUGUCCCCACCCCAUUGGCAUUCAAUGACUCAUCUGGCUCCUGAAUCCAAGGCAGGGUUAGGAAGCAGCCAGUUAAGCAGGGAGCAAACACUUGAACCUUUCAAGUACACUCAGGGUAGGGCAGUUUAUGUUGUGCUGUUGCGAUAGUGUUAUGUAAACUACCUUUUUAUGCAGUAAUCUAUUUUUAAAAAAGGAUCUAUUUUAGAGCCACAGCCUAGACACAUUCCAGACCUGGUUCUUCGUAUCUGGAGCAGUGUUGUGUGCUUGGUGCACUGACAUCAAGGGUCUGUGUUCAUCCUUUAGUUUCCUUUAAAGGGGAGGCUUCAUGUAUUUAAAAUAGAUAUAUUCCAUUUGAGGCUGACUGAGCUAUGACUUUCCUUUAUUAGUGGAAGAAAGGGGGUGCUACGUUUCCCUACAACAAUCUCUUAAACUUCACCCCCUAGAUUACAAGCAGAGACAUGAGGAUAGAACAGAAGAGGGGUGUUUGUUCACUGUCUCAUUCAGCUAGGAUCUUUGUCCUGGGGUUGGUGCACGCUCUGCCUCAUGUUGUCAAGAGGUCUCUGUCACUGGGAGUGACAUGGAUUCUGCUAAGGUGGCUUAAAGAGCCACUGUGGCAUAUAAGACAGGACCUGGUGGGCAGAGGGCUGGGGGACAGAGAGGUUUUGGCCCUCUUCAUCUUCUAAAUAAAUAUCCACUGAACAUUUGCUCUUGAGGUUGUGUCCUCAGGCUGUUUCUAGGCAGGGACUGGACUGAUUCAGCCCAAGAAAAUACAGGGCAAAAGCAGCAGUGUGUCCUAGAAGAGAACCAGCUUAGGGCAAAUGUCCAUUUUCUCUUUGAAAUGUGGUUUUCAAUGUUGAAGGGAGCAGGAUAAGACACUAACUUCAUGGCUUUGAGGAGUGGGCUUCUGGUUUCCUGUGUUCUGAUUUCCAGUUUGGGAACAGAUUCCUCUUAAGAGUUAGUGCCCCAGCCACUCUACAUUCCCAAUUCUUGGGCUACUCUUGCCAUUUUUAGACACAUGUGGGAGGAAGUUGGUGUUUUUAUAGUAGUAAGGGGCCUUGGGUUGUUUCUUGGUGUGGGAAAGAAUUAUACUGCUAUCAGGAGAAGGCUGGUCACCAGCCUUCACUAGUAGAGUCUGGUUAACAGAAUUCUCUCAGCUCCAGCGUAACUUUGGAGAAUCUAGCCUCAGCCUGGGAUAUGUACUUUUAUCACUGGCUGGUCACCAUGCUGCUCUAACAUCAUUUGGACCAGUGUCCUGCUGCUAAUGCUGCUCCCAUCCAGCCCCAGAGGAACAGUUUGGGUUGGGACCCCAAGAAAUGCCACUUCUCAUCUGCUCCUUCUGUUUGAGUAUCAUGAUCAUUGUCCAAAGCCAUAUAAUUUUAUGAUGGGAUAAACACUUUUCAAUAAAAAUAAGUGUGCACACUAA
Molecule: messenger RNA, 4766 nt
Organism: Trichosurus vulpecula (common brushtail)
Lineage: Eukaryota; Metazoa; Chordata; Mammalia; Diprotodontia; Phalangeridae
Gene: RHOT2
Product: ras homolog family member T2
Exons: 19
Coding region: 115-1971 (618 amino acids)
Biological process (GO): regulation of mitochondrion organization; mitochondrion organization; mitochondrion transport along microtubule
Cellular component (GO): mitochondrial outer membrane
Molecular function (GO): GTPase activity; calcium ion binding; GTP binding
Source: RefSeq, a predicted model, not a curated record